Emericellopsis atlantica is the source of this 234-nucleotide messenger RNA. RefSeq lists its product as uncharacterized. The record is from RefSeq and is a predicted model, not a curated record. The transcript has 3 exons. The coding region runs from base 1 to 234 and encodes 77 amino acids. NCBI's taxonomy places the organism in Eukaryota, Fungi, Ascomycota, Sordariomycetes, Hypocreales, Bionectriaceae.
AUGCCUGACGGCUACGAAUACAAGAGCUCCGGCACCAACAGCCAGGCAAGUACAGCUAGCUGUAGCUAUACAUACGCCUCCAACUCCAACUCGUACCACUACUCCAACACUGAUGGGUCUUAUUACUAUUCCAACCCGAACGGUUCGACCUACUACAACGAUGGUCAAGGUGGCUCCGUGUACACACCCUCAAGCGGUCAGUCUUCGGGCAACGGUUCAGGAUCUCAGAAGUAG